Arachis duranensis is the source of this 2397-nucleotide messenger RNA. Its product is annotated as tubulin-folding cofactor E. The coding region runs from base 310 to 1992 and encodes 560 amino acids. The transcript has 17 exons. Gene Ontology annotation, molecular function: protein binding. NCBI's taxonomy places the organism in Eukaryota, Viridiplantae, Streptophyta, Magnoliopsida, Fabales, Fabaceae. Gene Ontology annotation, cellular component: nucleus. The record is from RefSeq and is a predicted model, not a curated record.
CAAGAAUUUUUUUUUUUUGAAAAGAAUCCAAUUUCCCAGCCCAUAACCGUCGGGUUUCUCUCCCCAACUCAUCUUCGAUUCUCUGUCCUUCGUACCUCACUCACCGCGCCGGUCAGCCAACGGAGGUCGCCUCUCCUUCCUCCGAGUCGCCAGUCUCCGCUCUCCUUCCUCCGUCUUGGCUCCUCCGUGCCGUGUGUCUCGUCGUCCACUGCGCGUGGCUGUGCUGAAGCUCCGAACUCCGAAGCUGCUCCGUCCCUGACUCAGCUUCUGCUUCUGUAGUAGAGGAAUUCUCGCCAGCUUUAACAAAAGAUGCAGGACUCCCCUGACUCAAGUCAUGGAUUCAGGGUGGGCCAACGAGUACAUUCAUCGGGUGAUUCAAGGAGAAUAGGUACAGUUAAGUAUGUGGGGCCUGUAGAAGGCUAUUCAGGCACGUGGGUUGGAGUUGACUGGGAUAAUGGAGAAGGCAAACAUGAUGGAUCCAUCAAUGGUGUCCGAUACUUUCAUGCAAAGUCUGAAAGAUCGGGGUCAUUGGUUCGUGCUCCGAAUUUGAGCCAAGGGAUUUCAUUGCUUGAGGCUCUUGAAAAAAGAUACCGAAGUAAAUCAACUAAUGAUGAAGAGGCAGAUGAAAUGUAUGUCCUUUCAACUAGCAACAAUCGAGUAUCUAUUCAACUUGUGGGUAAAGAUAAAAUUCAAGAUAAACUAAGUCGAUUUGAGGAGUUAACCAAUGCAUCAUUGGCGUAUAUGGGUGUUAGUUUCCCUGGAAUUCCAUACCAGAUUAAUACUACAGUCCCAAAUAUGAAGGAACUUGACCUGACUGGGAACCUGCUUUCGGAUUGGAAGAUGGAAACCAAAACAAGCAAGCCCAACUUCCUCUCUUAUUGGCUUAGUUUUCCCUCUAUUCAUCUCUUAGAGAGCUCAUUAGAUGUUGGCAAAAUUUGUGGUCAGUUACCUGCUUUGCAGGCUCUCAACUUAUCUAACAACUUAAUGUCACCAUAUAAAUCAGAACUUCCACCACUGGAAAGCAUCCGCAUUCUAGUUUUAAAUAAUACUGGUGUAGAUUGGGAGCAGGUUGAAUUGCUUAGACAAUCAUUGACAGCUAUUGAAGAGCUACAUCUUAUCGGAAACAAUAUAAGCAGAGUACUGCCUAUGUCAUCCUCCUUUGUUCAAGGAUUUAAUUCUUUGCGUCUAUUGAAUUUGGAUGAUAAUUGUAUAGCUGAAUGGGAUGAAGUCAUGAAGCUUUCUCAACUAAGAUGUUUGGAACAGCUUUAUUUGAACAAGAAUUGUUUGAAUGCUAUCUUAUAUCCUGAUAACGGCCAGCAGAAUGAAUUGGAAGCCACAAGCUAUAAGCCCUUUCAAAAUUUGCACUGCCUUCUAUUAGGUGAUAACAACAUCGGUGAUCUGGUCUCUGUUGACUCAUUAAACUUGUUCCCUAACUUGGUGGAAACUAGGCUUUCUGAGAACCCAAUAGCUGAUUCUACAAGUGGUGGAGUUCCAAGAUUUGUUUUGAUUGCUCGUUUAGCAAAAAUCAAGGUGUUUAAUGGAAGUGAGGUUACACCUCGUGAAAGGAAGGACUCUGAGAUUAGGUAUGUUCGACUUGUGAUCUCGAGGUUGCAUGCUAAUGCUGAAGAAAUCAAACAGCAUCCCAGGUUUUCUGAGCUUAAGAGUUUGUAUGGAAUUGAGGAUGAAAGACCAUCAACUGGAGCUUCAGGCCCACAAACAAUAGGCUCAGGGUUCUUGUCUAUCACUUUGAAGUGUGUUGGAGCAUCCAUGGGUGAGAAGCAACCAUUGACAAAGAAGCUGCCAGCAACAGCUACGGUUGGUAAGCUGAAAUUUCUCUGCGAGAGCUUUUUUAAGCUGAAGUCAUUGAAGCUAAAGUUAUUUCUUCAAGAAGAGGGCUCUCCAUUACCUGUGCUGCUCGACAACCACACAUCAUCUCUUAUGGAUCUUGGAAUUGGCAAUGAAUCAAUUAUCCUUGUAAACGAAGAAAGUUGAUAGAAAGAUCAGAAAUUGAAGAGCUUCUCUUGAGUGUGGUUACAAGCCAACAUAAGUUGAAAUCUUGUGUUUUUUUGAGGCAAUGCUGAAUUGGAUGCUCUUUCCCCGUUCAUGCCACAAAUAUUUUCUGUAUCCCCAGUUCCAUUGCAAACAGAUUUGGAUCUUGCACGCCAAGAAAAAAGAAUGGCAUUAUUUGGAAAAUGAGCUCACAUCUUUUACAAAUGUGUUUAGGAAACAUUUAUGUUUGCAAUGCAGAUUCAGAUUAGUCCCUCAAAAAGUAUUAUCUCUGUUUAGUCCUUGCAUUAGUUGGCAUGGAAUAUAGGAUAAAUAGAAGCGUUAAAUGGAAAAUUUGUAAUAUUUUAAGGGAUAGAAAAGAGUUUAGUUUUGAUAUACUAAUAGUGUAAA